Rhincodon typus (whale shark) is the source of this 1541-nucleotide messenger RNA. It is a transcript of the gene ndufa9a, whose product is annotated as NADH:ubiquinone oxidoreductase subunit A9a. The transcript is spliced from 11 exons. Lineage: Eukaryota; Metazoa; Chordata; Chondrichthyes; Orectolobiformes; Rhincodontidae. Gene Ontology annotation, molecular function: protein-containing complex binding. The record is from RefSeq and is a predicted model, not a curated record. Gene Ontology annotation, cellular component: mitochondrion. The coding region runs from base 54 to 1196 and encodes 380 amino acids.
CCGCCUCCUGACUGCCCAUCCUUGAUUGGUGGUUUGGUCUCAGCUGGCACAAGAUGGCGGCCGUGUUGGGUAGCGGAGUCUGGGCUCGGGCCUGUGUCCUCCCAAAGUCAGGUUCUGUUUCACCAGGCUUAGCCUCAGCAGUGUCCAUUUUGAUUCAGAAAAGGAAGAUACAUCAUCCCCUCAUUCCUCGUGGUAAAGGUGGGCGUUCAUCUUUUAGUGGGAUCGUGGCCACGGUUUUUGGGGCAUCUGGAUUUCUUGGACGAUAUGUGGUGAAUAGGCUUGGGCGAAUUGGCUCUCAGGUAGUGAUACCACAUCGCUGUGAUCCAUACGAUGUCAAUCAUCUCAGAGUCAUGGGUGAUCUGGGACAGCUGACCUUUCUUGACUGGAAUCCUAGAGAUAAAGAUUCCACCAGACGGGCUGUGGAACAUUCCAAUGUUGUUAUUAAUCUUGUUGGACGUGAAUGGGAAACACGGAACUUCAAAUUUGAGGAUGUUAACAUCAAAAUCGCACAGGAUAUUGCUCGUGCGUGCAGUGAAUCUGGAGUUGAAAAAUUAAUCCACGUUUCUCAUCUUAAUGCGCACAUGAAGAGUGUUUCAAAGCUACUAAGAACAAAGGCUGUUGGAGAAAAGGUUGUGCGGGAAGAAUUCCCAGAUUCUGUCAUCAUCAAACCGUCUGAAAUUUUUGGAAGAGAGGACAAAUUCCUCAACUAUUUUGCAAAUAUGCGUUGGUUUGGACGUGCCACACCCCUCAUUUCUAUGGGCAUGAAGACUGUAAAGCAACCUGUAUAUGUCGUGGAUGUGGCCAAAGCGAUUGUAAAUGCUAUUAAAGACCCUGACACCAGUGGAAAAUCAUAUGUUAUAGUUGGGCCUCAUCGAUACCUUCUUCACGACCUUGUGAAAUACAUAUAUGCUGUUAUGCAUAGACCAUUUGUUUCAUACCCAAUGCCAAGGCCUAUCUAUCAUUUGUUGGCAAGAUUUUUUGAGCUGAGCCCUUUUGAUCAAUGGACAUCCCGCGACAAAGUGGAUAGGUUGCACAUCACAGACUUUAAAUACCUUGACCUUCCUGGUCUGGAAGACUUGGGAAUCACUCCAACACCUAUUGAACAAAAAGCAAUUGAAGUUGUGCGACGUCAUCGCAAGUACCGUUGGUUGGAUGCUGACCUGGAAGAUGCAAAACCAGCAACACCUGUGAAUUAAUAACAUAUUCUGAAAGAGAAAUACUUAUUGGAUUCCUGGAGGAUUACCACAUCAUAUCUAGUUUUGACAGUAAUGUACAUAAAAAGUUGGGUCUGUCCAGUUUUAAAGGAAUGAAUUCAAAUAUAUUUAAAUGUUUUCCUUGUGCUUUAAUAAAUUUACAGACAUGAGUAAAUAAUUGCUCUGAUAAGCUAUAAUACUCACUUGUGUCUGGGUUGCACAACUCAACUUGUGACUUAGUUAAUGAUAGCAUUUUCAUGUGGUACAUAAAAAAAAAAUUAGCAGCAGGAGUAGGCCAUUUUGCCCUUACAGCCUGCUGUGCCAUUCAAUAAAAUUAUGACUAAUCUA